AUGGUACGUUACUGCAAAGAAGAACUCCACUUUGACAGUGUAUCCAUUGUAUCCAAUGGUAGUCUAAUCGAAGAAGAUUGGUUCCCAAGAUAUGGUCAAUACCUUGAUAUAUUGGCAAUAUCAUGUGAUUCAUUCGUGGAUAAGACUAAUCAUAAGAUUGGAAGAAGGACAACAAGUACAAGGAAGACACCAACACAACUCAAUCAUAGAGAGAAGAUGAUGAAGAUCAAGGAAUGGUGCGACAAGUAUCGCGUGGUGUUCAAGAUCAACUCGGUGAUCAACAAGUUCAACAAGGAUGAGGACAUGACCGAUCACAUCAAGCAGUUGGAUCCCAAGCGUUGGAAGGUGUUCCAAUGUCUGAUCCUCAAGGGCGAGAACAGUGGCGGGGCAGGCGAUCUCCGGGAUGCCCGUGAGUUUGUCAUCAGUGACGAGGACUUCAAGAGCUUCCUUCAUCGCCAUCACGAACUAGAGUGUCUGGUGCCAGAGGAUAACGAGACCAUGAGGGAUAGCUAUCUCAUACUUGAUGAGCAGAUGCGAUUCCUUGAUUGCACUGGUGGUGCCAAGGUACCCUCAGAGUCUAUUCUCAAAGUAGGAGUGAACAAUGCCAUCCAACACAGUGGCUUUGAUCCAACCACCUUUAUCAGCAGGCUUGGAAUCUAUGAAUGGGACAAGAACAAAGUACUUCGAGGUGCUGGUCCUCAGGCCGACCUUUCCUUCUGA
Molecule: messenger RNA, 720 nt
Organism: Acytostelium subglobosum LB1
Lineage: Eukaryota; Evosea; Eumycetozoa; Acytosteliales; Acytosteliaceae
Exons: 2
Coding region: 1-720 (239 amino acids)
Molecular function (GO): 4 iron, 4 sulfur cluster binding
Source: RefSeq, a predicted model, not a curated record